AUGAUGGAGAGUUUGAGGCGAUGCCAUCACAUCCUGCUGUUGGUCUGCUUCUGUGUCUGCUUCCUCACAGGUUUGAGUGCAGACAAAGUCGAAUGGAAACAGGUCGGGGAGCACGUUGAAAUAGCAUGUUCCACUCGUCUACAAAAUCAAGGUGGGAUGUACCUUUAUCACACCUAUCACAAAACCCGGGAGGUGUUCUAUCUCAAUCCAGGGAUGAAGUGCACUCCCAGGUUACCCUUUGAUAAAAGGAUAAGGGUUACGGGCUCAUUCACCAACGUGCACGCCACAGUAAGCAACCUCACUGUUAAUGACACUGGAGUUUUCUGGUGCCGGUACUUGAGAUUUGAUGGAGCAAAAGAAUCUCGAUCUGAAAGCAACAACAACCCAACAUUGCUGGUAGUUAAUGGGCUGGAGAAGGAGUGUCCCACUACUGCACCAGUGACUGAGGCCAGUGAGGAGCCCAUCCAGAUGUCCACACUGCUGGUGGUGUCGGCCAUCACGGCCUGCUCCCUGUUUCUGCUCGUCCUCAUCAUCCUGCUCAUCUGUGUGAGGAGGUGCUGUGGGGAGAAUGGAAAGUUCAAGCCUCGUCCGCCGCCUGGUGUUGGACUCCCAGCUCAUCGCUCUGACUCUGUUUAUGAGCAGAUGAGACCACAGAGGGCCACGUCUAUGUCUCACUCCUCUGGCCAGGUACUGCUCAACCCUGCCUACAUGCCCUCCCCACGCUUCGCCUAGUCUACCACCUACAGUACACUCAGGAAACAGCACCACUGGUAUUCCAACUACUUUGAUUUGACAAGUUUUACCUUGAUUUGGUAUCAGAGGUGUUUUAUACUUUAUCAAUGUAUAAAAGAUACAAACAAUGCAAAUAGUCUAUCGGUUUCUAAAAACGGAAACAACUUUAGUAAGAACUGAAUAUCCCCAUUAUUAUGUUUCGUUAAGAUUUGUAUCAUAUUAUUGUUAAUGUAAAUGUCUAUUUGCUACUCUGUCAAGCAGCAUUUCAUUUGUCAGACUCAGACUCCUUGUGAUCUGAAUAUUGAAGAUUUGAUGUAUAUAAUGAUGGAUGUACAUGAUAUUGAAUGUUUUUUGGUCAAAUAAAUGUAAAUAUUGAUUGGC
This is a messenger RNA of Sardina pilchardus (European sardine), 1113 nucleotides long. RefSeq lists its product as uncharacterized. Bases 1 to 732 code for a protein of 243 amino acids. Gene Ontology annotation, molecular function: signaling receptor activity. The record is from RefSeq and is a predicted model, not a curated record. The transcript has 4 exons. Gene Ontology annotation, biological process: adaptive immune response. Gene Ontology annotation, cellular component: membrane. NCBI's taxonomy places the organism in Eukaryota, Metazoa, Chordata, Actinopteri, Clupeiformes, Clupeidae.